Messenger RNA from Schistocerca piceifrons (Central American locust), 2108 nucleotides. RefSeq lists its product as uncharacterized. Bases 17 to 1051 code for a protein of 344 amino acids. Lineage: Eukaryota; Metazoa; Arthropoda; Insecta; Orthoptera; Acrididae. The record is from RefSeq and is a predicted model, not a curated record. The transcript is spliced from 6 exons. Gene Ontology annotation, molecular function: oxidoreductase activity.
GCCGCGAGGACACGCCAUGGCCGACUCCCGGCAGAGGGGCGCGGGCGCGCGCAGCCGCGGCGCGGAGUCGGCGCUGAGCGUGCAGGAGCAGAUGCGGCUGCUGCUGGAGGAGGGGGCGAAGGCGCCCGCCAGGUCGACGGGGCCGCUGCAGCUGCCGCCCUGGUACGACGCCGACCUCUACCGCCAGGGCCAGAGGUUCUUCGCGGCCAACUACUGCGCCAUGUUCGUGGCGAAGCUGACGGGCCUGCUGGUGCUGCUGGCGGUGCCGAGCGUGCUGCGAGUGCUGGUGCACACGCGCCGCUCCGCCACGCCCAUCUCCUCGUUCAAGCGCUACCUCUCCACCGUGUCGCACAUGCUCGAGUGGUACAGCGCCAACGCCGACGGCGACCUCGCCGACCCCAGCUCCAGGGCGUUCAAGUCGCUGACCGAGGUGCGCGGCCGGCACUGCGCCGCCAGCCGCUCGGCGGGCAGCAUCUCGCAGUUCGACAUGGCCGUCACGCAGUUCGGCUUCAUCGGCUUCACCAUGGUGGCGCCCGAGAAGCUGGGCAUCGAGCGCGGCGGCGAGGAGGGCAUCGUGCACUUCUGGCGCGUCAUCGGCUACGUCAUGGGCAUGGAGGACAGGUUCAACAUAUGCCGCCCAGACAGUGUUGAAGAAACCCGUCAACUGUGUUCAAUGUUGCUGCAGCAAGUUUUCGUUCCUAACCUGAAGAAACCUCCAGAAGAUUUUGCUACGAUGUCACGCGCCAUGUUGGACGGAAUAUGGGCCAUUCUGCCAGCCAUUGACUCUGAUGCUGUCUGCGCAUACGUGUACAGUCAGCUGGCUGGACUGCCUUACGACUUGGACAAACUCAGCAAGGAGUCGCGCAACGCUUACGAAUGGCAGGUGUAUCUUGUAGAGUUAAUGAUGACGUCUUGGUAUGGAUGGAUACUACGUCUAUUUUUUAAUUUCGUCGUGUGGCUCUCCAUCUACAUCACACAAAAAUGGCAGUUCUUAGCAAAUUAUACAUUAACAGAUAAAGUGGUUCAUCAAAACAUAUAUUUGGCCAGUUAACAUAUUGGUUUACAUCAAUUAGAGCACAAUUCACAAUACAUUUUAGGCUCAAACUGAUCUCCUUUAAGCAAUUAGUGUAAUUACUACUAGCAGAAGCCUUAUUAUUAGUACACACAUUUUCUGUGAGGUUAUUCAACUUCACAUGAUACUAGUCAUAAAUAAAAUACUUUUGCAAAACAAUCAGGUUUGAGUACUGUACAUGAUAUAAUAAAACUGUAUAUUUUUAAUAUGUGUUGUAAUUGCAUAUGUUUUAUGAAGACAAGUGCUAUAAAAUUUGUAAUAAGUAAUAUUUUUCAAUCUUUAAUUGUUUUUAUGUGUGGGGCUUUGUAAAUUAAUUCAGAAUGCUGUUUAGAGUAUCUAGUAUUUAGACUCCCAACGGUUUUAUAUAAAUGUCUUUGUACUAUAUUAUUUUCGAAGUUUUCUUUAAACCCUCGAAAUAUAUCCAAUUGCUCAGCUUGAAAAUUUUUUAAAUUCAAAACUACAGAAUGUGCUACAGAUAGCUUUUUAACAGGAAUAUCUAGAUAUACCUGAAAGCCAAUCAGUUUUAUGGAUUUUUAAGGAAGUGCAAUAUUCUAAGGAGUAUAUAAAUACAAUGUGAAAUAUAGGUUUUACAUUGAAACCAUUUAUUUUUGCUCAAUUCAUUUCUAAACUGAUAAGAAUAUUUAUGCAACCAUAUUGUACAUAUACACGUUAGACGAAUUUUGUAAUUUGAUGUCUUUAUUGUCCAUUACCGCUUCCAUCAAGUAUAAUUAUGUUUGUUGCCAGAGAUUUGUAAAAAUAUAAUGUAACUAUUAACUACAACUCAUAUUAACCUGGUUACUUCACUUUGAUUCCAAAUUUGAGAUGUUACUAUUGCAUACAAGAUGCCUUAUUUGUUGUAACAAUGAAUGGUUGUGUAAUGUAAAAAUUGGAAGUCACUCACCUGCACUUUUUAUUUUUGUAUCCACAUAUGACUGAAGUACGUAAAGAUACUUAAAUAUGUGAUUGUUUUCUGUGAUAUUCGUUGUUGAUAUGCAUAAUAAAAUGGUUUAAAUAUGGCCACAAGUAUGUAAGAAAU